GAUUUCGGUGCCUACGUCAUAAAUCUCGUCCCGGCUGCUCGACGACGCCGCUGCCUUCUCCGGCGAAAGCACGCACCGCCGCUUCCUAGGCACCGUCGCCCUUCCCUAUCAAGAAAAUUGGGUUCGAGCUGUUUCGAGGACGAGGGGAAGGCGAUGGGGACGAGACAAGUUUACGAGGAGAAGCUCCGGAACGGAAAUCUUCAACAUGACCCGACGAUGAGUCCUGGCUUGGGCUCUGCUCGUUGCCCUCGUUGCCUCUCCCUCAUAAACCCUAAUCCGGCAAAAGGGGGAUGGGCGAUAACUUCUGUCUUGCAUGAUGCUGCUAGUGUGGCUGGUUCAGGAGCUGGAGGAUUGCUUAGUGCUGUCCAUAGUAUGAAUUCAGGUAUUCCAUUUAUUCAGAAGCAUGUCAAGGGUCCUAAAUGGCUGCAAUUCUCAGUUGGGAUUCCUUCACUUCUGUUGUAUUCAGGAACCAGUGCUGUACUUGGAGCUUACCUGCUUCCAGCGUUCAGUCAGCUCAGUGUGUCAUCAUACUAUGCCGCUUCGAGUGCCUCUUGCUAUGCAAUAUCGCGAGCUACAAGUUAUAUUGAAGAAUCUCAUUUAUCCCAGUGUUCAAGAAAAGGCUAGUUAAUCCUUUCUGGAGCUGCACACAGAAAAUAAGAAAGACAACCUAUUAGUAAUAAAUUAUGGCAACUAAUGUAUUCAUUUUUGUUGGCAUUAAUGAUGUCUCCUCCCCUGUUAUGAAUCUCUAUUUUGUAAUGUCUUAGUUGAAGUUCAAAUUAUGGUGUAACUCAAUGAUCAUCUUUAAUUUAAGAUAGAUCUAAAAGGAAGGGACGUAUUUUGCUUU
This is a messenger RNA of Zingiber officinale, 844 nucleotides long. RefSeq lists its product as uncharacterized. The coding region runs from base 154 to 624 and encodes 156 amino acids. The transcript is spliced from 7 exons. Lineage: Eukaryota; Viridiplantae; Streptophyta; Magnoliopsida; Zingiberales; Zingiberaceae. The record is from RefSeq and is a predicted model, not a curated record.